GACUGUGGAGUUGAGCUCUUCCAGUGUUUGAGGAGAAGGAAAAUUAUGAGGACACUGUACACUGAAGGAAUGAACGUUAUUAAUUUACGAUUUUGCCACUCUUCUCAAUUCCUCUUCCUAAACCUAAAGGUUCCGUUCCUUGUUCCUUCUUCGCAAAUUGGAAAAUUAACUCUAAGAAACCACAUUCCUUCUUCCAUUUCCUUCAAAAACCGUGUAAUUUCUCCGAUUCAAGCAUCUAUGGCCUCAUCCACUGUCACAGAAACGGAGACAAAGCCAUUCUCGGUGCUCUUUGUGUGCCUUGGCAACAUUUGUAGGAGCCCAGCUGCUGAAGGGGUCUUCACAGACUUGGUCAAGAAAAGGGGUUUGGAUUCCAACUUCAAAAUCGAUUCUUGUGGCACCAUCAAUUAUCAUGAGGGAAAUGAAGCAGACCCGAGAAUGAGGGCAGCCUCAAAAAGGCGUGGGAUUCAGAUAACUUCUAUUUCGAGGCCACUUAAGCCCUCUGAUUUCAUUGACUUUGAUCUCAUUCUUGCUAUGGACAAGCAAAAUAGAGAGGACAUAUUGGAGGCCUUCAAUAGAUGGAAAUUUAGACAGACUUUACCAGAAGAUGCACAUAAAAAGGUUAAGUUGAUGUGCUCAUAUUGUAAGAAGCAUGAUGAAACUGAAGUCCCAGAUCCUUACUAUGGUGGACCGCAAGGUUUUGAGAAGGUGUUAGAUUUGCUUGAAGAUGCUUGCGAAUCAUUGCUAGAAAACAUUUUGGCUGAAAAUAAACAUAUUCAAGAAUCCUAAUACCUUUUUUAACAGCCAGAGUAUCCAAUCCUGGGGUAAAUUUGUAGAGAUCAACGGUUUUCAUCGAUGUCAAAGUACCUUAUUAUUUCAGUGGUUCACUAUCUUAAAUCCACAAUCUCUAUACAUGGGAAACUUAUUUGCAAUACUUAUCUAAGAAUUUGAGUCAUAAAUGCGUUUUUGUCUUUUUUUUUUUUUUUUUUUUUCUUCUGUUUAUCACAGAAAUACUGUCUGUGACUCAG
Molecule: messenger RNA, 1025 nt
Organism: Gastrolobium bilobum
Lineage: Eukaryota; Viridiplantae; Streptophyta; Magnoliopsida; Fabales; Fabaceae
Exons: 5
Coding region: 46-786 (246 amino acids)
Biological process (GO): protein dephosphorylation
Molecular function (GO): protein tyrosine phosphatase activity
Source: RefSeq, a predicted model, not a curated record